Messenger RNA from Ruditapes philippinarum (Manila clam), 1576 nucleotides. Its product is annotated as calcium-activated chloride channel regulator 1-like. Lineage: Eukaryota; Metazoa; Mollusca; Bivalvia; Venerida; Veneridae. The coding region runs from base 74 to 1576 and encodes 500 amino acids. The transcript is spliced from 8 exons. The record is from RefSeq and is a predicted model, not a curated record.
CUCCGUCAUAUCAGUUAACAAAAAGAAACCGAAAGGGAAAGAUUGUUAAAGCGCAUAUUAUUCAGUCAGCAGAAUGGGCUCUAACAUAAAAUGUUUGAUUCUAAUUUUCGUCGUGAAAGUGUGUAUUUCUAUAAAGGUGAACAAUGGCGGUUAUGAGGACGUUUACAUCUUCAUACGGGAGGGUGUUGAGGAGAAUGAUAAUCUGAUCAGAAGAAUAAAGGAGGUAUUUACCGAGGCAUCAAGCUUAAUGCUUACAGCAACAGAAAACAGGUUAUACUUAAAAAAUAUCAGGAUAGUAGUUCCAAAAUCAUGGUCGAAGAAGCCAGAGUACUUGAAUAUCCCAGCUCCAUCCCUGUCUAGGCAAUAUAUUAUACUUGAUAAAAUUAUCGCUGGUAUGACAACCCCACAUGUACGUUCUACAGGCGUUUGUGGAGCAGAGGGAAGUUACAUGUUCUUAAGUUCUACAGACUUCAUUCUAAAAGGGGGAUACACUAGAUGGGGGUCACAUGAUCACGUGAUUGUCCAUGAGUGGGCUCAUCUAAGAUGGGGAGUUUUUGAUGAAUAUCCAAUUUCAACAAAAUUUUAUCAAGGAAGUGGUAAAUGGAUCCCUGUAAGGUGCACCACACAAAUAAAGGGAAAGAUCGGAAUCGGAAAAGGAUGCUCUUCAAAUGACAUUGAAUGUGACAUUUCUAACACGGGUAAAAAAAUAAGUGAUCGAUGUAAGUUUUGUCCGAUUGAACAAAAGGAUAAUAGUGCAAGCUUGAUGGGAUAUUCCUUUUUUAAUUCAAUUAAAAGUUUUUGUGAUAAAGAUGAUUUAACUGUGAAUUCUGAGCAAAGGCAUAACAGACAAGCACCAAAUAGACACAACAUUGUUUGCAAAUACAAGAGCGUCUGGGAGGUUAUGAGAAAACACAUUGAUUUCAAAGAUAACACUUUGUUACCACCUGACACUAAUACCGUUCCAAAUUUUGAGAUUAUUCAAAGUUCGAACGAAAUACAUAGAGUGUUUGUCCUAGAUGUUUCUGGAAGUAUGAAAGGGUUAAAGCUCACCAUAUUACAACAGACAUGUAGGUAUGUCAUUCAAGAUGUCAUACCACAAGGCAGUUGGCUUGGUAUUGUUACCUUCAGCAGCUCGGCUUCAACUACAACAUAUGUUAAACAGAUCAACUCCCAGGCUGAUAAAGAUGCCCUUAAAUCUGGUCUUCCUUCCGUCGCAUCAGGUUCAACAUGCAUAGGGUGUGGUAUUGAAGAAGCAAUUAAGAUUCUAAAAAUAAAUCUAGAAAGUGCUGAAAAUACUGGAAUUGUGCUGAUAUCCGAUGGUCUUAACAACAGAGGGAAUAUUCGGGCAUCAAUUCAAAAAGCUGUUAGUGAGAAAGUAAUUGUAAACACGAUAGCUGUUUCACAAGAGGCGGAUAGCAUCCUUGCUGAAAUUGCACAAGAUACUGGUGGCAAACAUUACACAUACCUUGACAAAGGUUCCAUCAGCUUUGCUGCUACGUUCAGUGAAUCAAUAAAAGACGAUCAUACCAUGUCAGCCAGCCAAUUAGAAACAGUUAGUUUAUCACGUUCGUUAUAA